AUGUCCUCGUCUUCCAUCUUUUUGUGCAUUUCAUUCAAGAAUUUCCUUAUUUUUUUGUUGAAUUUUUUCUCUUCUGAUUCACUGAGACCGUGUCUAUCGAAUCGCAAACUCUUUGAAUUAAAUAAUCUGUGUUUAUGCUCUAUUCUACCAAGAAUAGACUCCGCAUCCAUGUCAUCCUCCUUUAUGAGGCGUAUUCUUCCUUUACCAGUGCGAAUAUGCGUCUUUCUGCUCUUCCUCAAUUUUUCAAGCUGA
Molecule: messenger RNA, 252 nt
Organism: Enterospora canceri
Lineage: Eukaryota; Fungi; Microsporidia; Enterocytozoonidae
Source: the annotation of a GenBank genome assembly